GCAUUUCAGCGUGACACGCAUGUGGAGGAAGUAAGCUGACAGGCAUUUGUCAGAGCCUCAUUUUUCUGACCGGCUUGCAUAAGUCUUGUAAUAUCAAUUGUCAGAAAAAAUGUCCUGGCUGUUUGGCCUUAACAGGGGGCAGCCUGAAGCCCCCCCACCCGGCCCGCAACCACCUCCGCCGCCAGCCCCGGCCGGUGGAACCGGUGGCGGUGGAGAUAAACUCAAGGACAAAUGGAGCAGCUUCGAUCCCACUGGGCUGGAGCGAGCUGCACAGGCAGCCAAAGACCUCGACAAGUCUCGCCAUGCCAAGGAAGCUUUGGACCUGUCUCGUAUGCAAGAGCAGACGGUACAGCUGGAGCAUCAGAGUAAAUUUAAGGAAUAUGAGGCAGCAGUGGAGCAACUGAAAGGAGAUCAAAUCCGUAUCCAGGCUGAGGAGAGAAGGAAAACCAUGAGUGAGGAGACCAAACAGAAUCAGGCGAGAGCCCAGUACCAGGAUAAGCUAGCUCGGCAGCGAUAUGAAGACCAGCUUCGACAACAGCAAGCCAUAAAUGAGGACAACCUUCGUAAGCAGGAGGAGUCUGUGAAUAAACAGGAGUCCAUGAGAAAAGCCACCAUCGAGCACGAGAUGCAGCUGAGGCACAAGAACGAGCUGCUGCGCAUAGAGGCGGAGUCCAAAGCCCGGGGCCGCGUGGAGCGGGAGAACGCAGACAUCAUCCGCGAGCAGAUCCGCCUGAAGGCGGCCGAGCACCGGCAGACCGUUCUGGAGUCUAUAAAGACUGCAGGGGCUGUGUUCGGAGAGGGCUUCAGGGCUUUUGUGUCGGACUGGGACAAAGUCACAGCUACGGUAGGAGGGUUGACCCUGCUGGCGGUGGGCGUCUACACGGCCCGCAACACGACCGCAGUGGCCGGCCGCUACGUGGAAGCCCGGCUGGGCAAGCCGUCCCUGGUCAGGGAGACGUCCCGCAUCACCGUGGCAGAAGCCAUCAAGCAUCCCAUCAAGACGACGAGGCGGUUGAGGAGCAAACCACAGGAUGCCUUGGAGGGAGUCGUGCUGAGCCCUUCACUGGAAGAGCGUGUGCGAGACAUUGCCAUAGCAACUCGAAACACACGGCAGAACCGUGGCCUUUACAGGAAUAUCCUCAUGUAUGGCCCGCCAGGAACCGGAAAAACUUUAUUUGCCAAGAAACUGGCGAUGCAUUCCGGGAUGGACUUUGCGAUCAUGACGGGAGGCGACGUGGCCCCCAUGGGUCGUGACGGUGUCACAGCGAUGCACAAAGUGUUCGACUGGGCCAACACCAGCCGGCGCGGAUUAUUGCUCUUUGUUGAUGAGGCCGAUGCCUUUCUACGCAAGCGAUCUACUGAAAAGAUCAGUGAAGACCUCAGAGCCACAUUAAACGCCUUCCUUUAUCGUACCGGAGAACAGAGCAACAAGUUUAUGAUGGUGCUGGCCAGUAACCAACCAGAGCAGUUUGACUGGGCCAUCAACGACCGUAUUGAUGAGAUAGUGAACUUUGCGCUGCCAGGCCCUGAAGAGAGGGAGAGGCUGGUGCGACUGUACUUUGAUAGAUACGUGCUGGAGCCGGCCACUGGAGGGAGGCAGAGGCUGAAGCUCGCCCAGUUUGACUACGGUCUCAAGUGUUCUGACAUUGCCAAGCACACAGAGGGGAUGUCUGGCAGAGAGAUCUCCAAGCUGGGAGUGGCCUGGCAGGCGGCGGCGUACUCCUCUGAGAGUGGGAUCCUGACGGAGGCCAUGAUCGACGCCCGCGUCCAAGAUGCUGUCAAACAGCACAUCCAGAAGAUGGACUGGCUUCACGGAGAGGGCGUGGAGAGCCUACAAGUGAGGCCCCCCCCUCCCAAGCAGGCCAAUACAGCAGGCGGCGAUGGGAAGAUAGGGUUCAUCCUGCCCGUCGCCGAGGUCCCCCAGGCCUCGGAAGUCGUCGCUCCGGUGGUCGAAAGCCUCAACCAACAGAUUCUGCCGCUCGCCAUGGCACCCCUGGCUCAGGAGGUGGUAGCAGCUACGGCUGACGUCAUCAGAGAGAUUCAGCCCCUCGCCCAGGACGUGGCGGCAGCUCCGGUUGUCGAAAGCAUCAACCAAGAGGUCCUUCCCCUGGCUGAGGCCCCCCUCGCCCAGGAGGUUGUCGCCGAGGUUGUCGAAAGCAUCAACCAAGAGGUGCUGCCCCUGGCCGAGGCCCCCGUAGCUCAGGAGGCGGUGGCUCAGGUGGCCGAGAACAUCAGCCCAGAGGUCUUGCCCCUCACCGAGGCCUCCCUAGCACAGGAAGCGGUCGCGCCCGUAGACGUCACCCAAGAGAUUCUGCCCUUCGCAAAGGAGGUGGUCGCUCCUAUUGACCUCAGCCAGGAGAUUCUGGCUGACGCCCCCGUAGUGACGGAGGUGGUCGCUCCGGUUGAGGUCGCCAAGGAGAUUCUGGCUGACGCCCCCCUAGCUCAGGAGGUCAUCGCCCCGGUUGACAUCGCAGUUGACCUCACCGAGACCCCCCUAGCUCAGGAGGUCAUCGCCCCGGUUGACAUCGCAGUUGACCUCACCGAGACCCCCCUUGCUCAGGAGGUCAUCGCCCCAGUUGAGAUCACGGAAACCCCCCUAGCUCACGAGGUCAUCGCCCCGGUUGACAUCGCCGUUGAAAUUACUGAGACCCCCCUAGCACAGGAGGUCAUCGCCCCAGUUGACCUCUCCGAGACCCCCCUAGCUCAGGAGGUCAUCGCCCCAGUUGACCUCACCGAGACCCCCCUAGCUCAGGAGGUCAUUGCCCCAGUUGACCUCACCGAGACCCCCCUAGCUCAGGAGGUCAUCGCCCCAGUUGACCUCACCGAGACCCCCCUAGCUCAGGAGGUCAUUGCCCCAAUUGACCUCACCGAGACCCCCCUAGCUCAAGAGGUCAUCGCCCCAGUUGACCUCACCGAGACCCCCCUAGCUCAGGAGGUCAGCGCCCCAGUUGACAUCGCUGUUGACCUCACCGAGACCCCCCUAGCUCAGGAGGUCAUCGCCCCAGUUGACCUCACCGAGACCCCCCUAGCUCAGGAGGUCAUCGCCCCAGUUGACCUCACCGAGGCCCCAGUUGACCUCACCGAGGCCCCCGUAGCUCAGGAGGUCAUCGCCCCAGUUGACCUCUCCGAGGCCCCCCUAGCACAGGUCAUCGCCCCGGUUGACCUCAUCAAAGAGGAGAUGGCUCCGCCUACUUCAACCACCGUUGACCUGACGGAAGAGAGCAAAUCUGCUCCAGUUGAGGACGGCAUUAAACAGGAGAUUGCCCCACCCACUUUGAACGCCGUUGAGCUGACGGAAGAGAGCAAAUCUGUGCUACCAGUGGAUCAGGUCUCUGACGUUGGAGUCAAGGCAGAGAGCGUAGGUGAACCUGCUGCUGCUACUCCUUCCAGUGAGAAGGAAAAGGAGGUAAAGACUGUAUCUCCUCCGCCAAAGGAUGGAACCCCCGUGUGAGGAGGAUGGUUGAACCACAACGGAGGUGCUGGGAUCAAACAAAAGAAAAAGAGUAUGCUGGCCCUUGUACCCAAGUGAUGUCUGUGUCUGACGUGUUCAGAACCACACCGCUGGAAUAUGGGGAAUGCAAGGGGCCACUAAAAUCGGUGACCUUAAAAUAUGCCUGACACUGAUUCAUGUUGAUAUAUCUGUCAAAGUGUACUUUCUAUGGAAACCGUAUGUCUUUAAUUAUUGUUUACAAAUUAUUAACAUUACAAAUAGUAACAUUAUUAAAAUUGUGUGAUUGUGAUUUUCUAUAUAAAUGAUAACAUUCAAUAA
Messenger RNA from Gadus morhua (Atlantic cod), 3769 nucleotides. It is a transcript of the gene atad3, whose product is annotated as ATPase family AAA domain containing 3. Gene Ontology annotation, molecular function: ATP binding; ATP hydrolysis activity; zinc ion binding. Gene Ontology annotation, biological process: mitochondrion organization. The transcript is spliced from 16 exons. The record is from RefSeq and is a predicted model, not a curated record. NCBI's taxonomy places the organism in Eukaryota, Metazoa, Chordata, Actinopteri, Gadiformes, Gadidae. Gene Ontology annotation, cellular component: mitochondrion. Bases 110 to 3451 code for a protein of 1113 amino acids.